GUCCUUGUUAAAAGAGUUUGACCAGGGCCAGAGUUGGUGCUGGGGGUCGCCUGCAGCUUGGUGAUUUCCUGAGGGGGUACUUGCUUCCUCUUUUUUUUUUAAAAAAAGAAAAAAGAAAAAUCCCAUCUGAUUUUCUUAUUUUAAUUUUUUUUUUUAAAUUUCAUCUUUUAUUUUUUUAUUUCAUUUUUUUUUGUUUUUGUUUUGUUCUACUUCUCUGAAUAUCGCCACUCUCACUGUGAGAUCUGACUGCCCAUCGAGAUUUUUCCUUUCAGACCAUGAACAAACUAUAUGUUGGGAAUCUAAGUCCUUCGGUCACCGUCGAGGACUUGAAGCAGCUCUUUGCGGAGAGGAAGCUGCCAGUGGCCGACCAGGUCUCACUCAAAUCCGGCUAUGGUUUUUUGGCCUUCCCCGAUCAGAACGCGGCCAUAAAGGUUAUAGAGACUCUUUCUGGUAAAGCCGAGUUGUACGGAAAGGUGAUAGAGGUAGACUACUCUGUUCCCAAAAAACUAAGGAGUCGGAAGAUCCAGAUCCGGAACAUUCCCCCUCAUCUACAGUGGGAGGUUUUGGACGGCCUUCUCGCACAGUAUGGUUCUGUAGAGAACGUGGAACAAGUGAACACUGACACAGAAACAGCAGUGGUGAAUGUGACGUACGCAACCAAGGAGGAAGCCAAAGUAGCCAUUGAGAAGUUGACGGGACACCAGUUUGACGACUGCUCCUUUAACGUGUCAUAUAUCAUGGACAUGGAUGCUGCUCCGCCUGUCCAGGUGGCCCGCGCACGGCGCGGUGGGCGGUCAUCCCGGGACCAGGGCGCCCCUCAGCCUGGGCCCUCAGGAGGCUUUGGCGCUCCGCGCCCCAGGCAGAACGACUUCCCCCUGCGCAUACUCGUGCCUACUCAGUUUGUGGGAGCAAUCAUCGGCAAGGAGGGCCUCACCAUCAAGAAUGUCACCAAACAGACACAGUCCAAAGUGGACAUUCAUCGGAAGGAAAAUGCAGGUGCAGCAGAAAAGCCCAUCACCAUCCACUCAACACCCGAGGGCUGCUCCUCCGCCUGCCGCAUGAUCCUGGACAUCAUGCAGAAGGAGGCCAACGAGACCAAGACGACGGAGGACAUCCCUCUGAAAAUACUUGCUCACAACAGCCUGGUCGGUCGGCUGAUUGGGAAGGAGGGCCGCAACCUGAAGAAAAUCGAAGAGGAGACAGGGACCAAGAUAACCAUCUCCUCGUUACAUGACUUAACCAUUUACAACCCUGAGAGGACCAUCACAGUGAGGGGCAUCCUGGAGGAGUGUUGUAAAGCCGAGGCGGAGAUCACGAAGAAGCUGAGAGAAGCAUACGAGAACGACAUUGCUGCUAUAAACCAACAGGCCAACCUGAUUCCAGGCUUGAACCUGAACGCUCUGGGCAUCUUCUCCUCUGGUCUGCCGGUGCUGCCCCCUGCUGCUGGACCACGUGGUGCAGUGCCCGCUGUGGCACCAGCAGGAUACAACCCAUUCUUAAGUCACUCUUCACAUCUCAGUGGCCUGUACGGGGUUCCUCCAGCAAGUGCCAUCCCCCACCAGCACUCACAACAGGCGACAGAACAGGAGGUUGCCUACCUCUUUAUUCCAACUCAGGCAGUCGGGGCGCUGAUCGGCAAGAAGGGCCAGCACAUCAAACAACUUGCCCACUUCGCCGGAGCUUCCAUCAAGAUUGCCCCAGCUGAGAGCCCAGACGUCACAGAGAGGAUGGUAAUCAUUACUGGUACUCCAGAGGCUCAGUUUAAGGCCCAAGGUCGGAUAUUUGGGAAGCUGAAAGAGGAGAACUUCUUCUCGGCGAAGGAGGAGGUCAAACUGGAGACGCACAUCAAGGUUCCCUCAACUGCGGCCGGCAGGGUCAUCGGUAAAGGAGGCAAGACGGUAAACGAGCUACAAAGCCUUACGAGUGCAGAUGUCAUCGUACCUCGGGACCAAACUCCAGACGAGAACGAUGAGGUCUUUGUGAAAAUCUGUGGGCAUUUCUAUGCCAGCCAGAAUGCACAGAGGAGGAUCCGGGAGAUCAUACAGCAGGUCAAACAACAGGAACAGAAACACCAGCAGGGCGGCGCUGUGUCACCGCACCACUCCAAGUGACCAGCGGCGUGGCUUCCGUGGGCACCAGCCAAUGAAUGUAGCCCUCCCAAACAGACAGAGACCUAUCCAGACAAAGGCCAAGGCCAAGGGGGACAUGCAGGGCAGACCAGCAGCACCGGGAUCAAAACCAAAGAACUUUACUAUGGGGGAAACAAGUGAGAGCCAAAGGCUGAGGGCAUUGUGUGCACUGCCAGCCCUGUGAGAGCAGAUAGAGUGGGAGAAACCGUACUGAGAUAAUACAAUUUUAAAAAAAGACCAAAAAAAAACCCCAACAAAAAAUUCUACAAGAAAGAUGGAUAUGGUAGAGAAUUGGAUUUUACUUUUAUCUACACAGUCAAAAAGGUAAACAGGAAAUAAUAGUAUGUCGCCCUGCAUAACGUUAUCUCUUUAGUUGGACUAACAAAUGGAUAAAGUAACUGUAUUAACACAAGCAUAUACAAGACAUUGUGAUUGAUGUUUUGGGUUAGAAUGAGAGCGAGUGACAAUGGACCUUCUCUUUGAGAUAUUCAGAUUUGCAAGAUUUAAUAUACUUAGCAGUAUUAAUACGGAGUAGAAAAGCAUAUUGAUACACACACCGAGUAUGCACUGUUAUUUUUCUGCUAAAAUGACAGUGCAGCUUGGUGCAGUUUUUUUUAAAAUGUUGUGCUUGUUCCAGAGAUGGAUUGGGCUGCGACAGCCACAAAAAAAAAGAAACGGUUUCCCUUGUUUGUUUCACGCUUAAGUCCACUGAAAUCGAAAAAAAAAGAAAAGAGAAAACCCCUAUAAGUAAAUAUGGUGAAUAGUUCUGAGUCUUUGUAACAAGCCUGUGUGUGUGCCAACGCAAAAGAUAACGUCCCUUUGAAAUGUCUCUUCCCAUUCAUAUAUGAUGCUUACACAUAUUUCUCUUCAUUUCUUUCCUUUCUGCUCAUUUUCUGCUUCACGUUCUCAUCACUCUCUCUCAUCUGGCAUCAUGUUUAUUUGAUAGGAUGAAAAUAUUUGUUGUCAAGGUACACCUUUUUUUUUCUUUUCCCCCCCCAUAAGCCUUUUUUGAUAACAUUGAACUGACUGCCACUUUUGCGCAACAGAGGUUAAAUGCCACCAUGGGUUUUGUUUCUUUAACCAGUAAACUGGUAUCACUCUCCCAUUCUGUACAGCAGUAGACUGUAUCUACAUUCAUGCCGGUUGUCCUGAUAUAUAUAGAUAUUAUUUUAAAAAAUCAGACAGAUGUCUCCUCCUCGACUAUCAGAACAAAAAUUGACGUCUUUUAUUUAAAAAACAAAACAAGUGCGCCGCUGCUUGUUAACAGGCAACCGGUCGUUUUGAAUGUCCACUGCCACACGCUCGACCUUUUGAGGACGUCACAGAAUGUGAGCGGAGGGACCAGAAAGGGGGAUGCGGGGUUAAGGGAGGCGGGUGGGGUGGGAGAGUGCAGACUUGUGGUUUGUGGCAGUGAGGAAAAGUUUGAGGUUUUAGCGGGUGGGGGUGGUGGGUGCUGGUGCUGGUGGUGGGCGGGGCUUAUAGGGAGGCACUGUAUGACCUGUGGUACACACACAACCGCAAACGUGACCGCAGCCGCGUUUGGCUUUAACUCUCUCUUGUCAGGGAGCUUUCUAAAAAUGGCGUGACCGCUGUGAAUGUACAAUAUGCAGCCUUUUUAGAAAAAAAACCGUCGGCCCUGCCGUGUUCAGCAGGCCAGGGCCAGAGGCACAGACACGCAGAUUGUCAUUCUCACACUCUCGCUCUUUUUCUUUUCCCUUUCAAUUCCUUAUUGUGGUUUUUAUUUUGGGGCGAGCUGGCCGGCUGCUCUGUGAGCACGCUGGACGCGCAGGUCCUGGUGUCCCUUUGUGCUUAACGUUGGAGACCAUGGAAGCUUGUUGCCUUAUUUUGUCACCUGUCAGACCUUUACCCAUCAGCUUCAUCUUCCAGACGCAAGGUUAUUGCCAAUACGCACAGCUUCCUCCAUGUGUGUGUGUGUGUGUGUGUGUAUGUAUGUGUGUGUGUGUGUGUGUUUGUGUGUAUAUAUAUAAAAAGAGAGAGUAAUAUUUAUGAAUCUAUUUUUUUCCUAUUUUGUGAUGAGAGCUAUUGAUAAGAAACAAAAAGAAAACAAAGUCCUUUUCUUUUUUUCCUCAGUGGGACACUGCCAUAUUAUUUUGAAGGGAAGCGUUUAUUUUCUUGAAACUAGACUAUGAAUAAUAAUAUAAAUAAAAACCUGAAAAAUAGGAGAACAGUAAAGUGAACGACCGUGCUAACUUUGGUCAGGAUGUGAACAGUGCGCAUGUCAGUAUUGUGAUCUACCUCAGGCUUCAGGGUACCUCAGUCCAAUAUUUCAUUUCCCCUUUUUCCACAUUUUGUAUGCCUUGUUAACCUUGUUGAUCAUUUUGAGCGUUUUAAAUUUUCUUUUUUAAUGAAAAAAAAAAAAUAGAUCAAGAGAAAACAUCUACAGUGAUCUCUAAGCUUUUCAGGUCCAGCUGACAAGUGAAACUUUGUAAACCGUAGUCAACUCUGUUGGACUGUCUUUGCCUGGACGCCAAACAACCUCUUAAUGAUUCACGUCAAAGGAUUUCCAAGUUGAUUUUUUUUUUCUAGCUAGAAAGGAAUGAAGUGCAGGAUCUAAGGGGUACACACCUGCCCGAAGUGGUUCUGAAUGUGGAUGUUGUGUACUGAUUUCACCGUCAAAAAAAGAACAAAAAAAGAGAUAGAAAUCGGUUGAUAUAAAAACAAACAGACACUAACCAACUGUACCUCCUGUUUUUCCCAACUGUACCUCCAGGUUUUUUGAGACUUAAAAAAAGAAAAAGAAAAACAACAACAAAACAAUGAAGUUUAUUCACUUGUAAGCAAAAAAAAAGGAAUUUUAUAAUCACCCAACCCAAUCUUACCAGCUCUAUUUGAUAACAGCAUACUCUGGGGUUGAUUUGAAGAGAACACGAAGCUGCAAAAAUACACUGACAGGACUUUUGAACAUGGUGUAAAAUCCUAGUCUUCUGUGUAGAAUGUAGAACAACUCUAGUCGUGGAAAUGUCACUGUGUAUGACAAGAUAACUGUAUAUCUGUAAACAUGUACAAUAGAGUCACACAUAAAUGCAUCGUAUUCUGUCUCUCUGUAACACGUACCAGUCUGCACCUGCAUUGUGAGAGAUGGUGGGAGAAGUUUAGAGCGUCACAGCUUCCCUCAAAACUGACCUCUAGAUGGGUUUUCUCCUCAAUCUACCAAUAUUAUUUUAGUUCCUUUUUUUUUGUGCUGUACAUUUCAGAAUUACCUCUCAGAAUCCAAGGCUGACUUUUUAGUUACUAAAACCGAUGUAGGGCAAAAGAAUUAAAAAUAAAUGAAUGAUAUACAGUAGUGAAAGUUUAGUGUUUGUCUUUGGAGUUCUAUUAACUGUUGAGAGCAGAUUUUUACUUUUAGAGGGCAGACUUUUGUCAUCAGAUGAGGUGGAUCUUUUCUUUUCUUUUCGUCCCAGUGAACACAGUCUAGCAGUGCUAAAAUAAAACAUAAAGGUCUAUCAAACUCACACAAUGCCUGAGGCGGUUCCAGCAAGCCUCCCCACAGCCGGUACAGUACCUCAUACUGAUGACGACAGCUCACCAGACCUGAUUUCAAUUACCCCGACCUUACCCACGCGAAUGCAGUACGGUGCUUCUACUCGAGCAGUGGUAGGGCAUGUCAAGGAGGAAAUGGCUUUUCACAGUAGCACUGGAAAACUAGUUUGUCAGUCAUGGCUUGUUUGACUGUCAGGAGUAGUUUUGUUUUUCAUUCAGAGCAGUUUUGAAGGUGCGGCUCUUUCUUUGCAUCUUGGAGGACUGUGCGGACCUCUGUCUCUCUUGUGUUUUGGGCUCUUUCCCUCUCGCUGGGUUUUCGCCGUGGUGCUGUGAGCGGAGCAUCCUGGUUGUGGAGACAUCCGCGAGGCGACCGCAAUCUGAGGCGAGACUUGUCAAGAUAGUAGUAAACUUUUUCUUCUUUUUUUUUUAACAUACAAGGAUAGUUGUUUCUAGGUUUUGUGGGGUGUUUGCUAGGCAUUAAUAUUCAGUACCAGAAAACCACAAUUACACACAUCACUGAGGAUGUACAGUGUUGUUAGUCAUAUCACACGGUGGUUGGAUAGUAUAGGCUUUAUUUUGUUUUCUGUUGAUCUGGUUUUCUCGUCAUUUACACUGAUUUAAAAAUGCAUUUUGUCUGGGGGCAGUAGAUGGGAUUCUUUGCUUUUAAUAUUCAUUCCUGUUUGAUCACUACCAAUAAUGCUAGCUGUUAAAAUGUGGAUGAGAUAUGUCCUAGCUCUGGUUUUCAACAUAUUUGGGAAUCAGAGUGGCGAAAAAAAUAAAAUACAAUAAAAUUAAAUAUUCACAUAGAUAUGACUUUUUGACAAGCGGGAAGGUUGACAGAGUAUCCAGGUCUGAAAAAAAAAAGGUUGAUUAAACAUGUUCUGCCUUUGGGACUGAACAGCAAAGAGGGCAUUUAACAACCAUCCAUAAAACUAUGGAUUAGCUGAGGAAGGAUUUAGUGAAAGUCUGGUCGGAUGGAUGCAGAACCAGAGCAGUGUUUUUUCUGUCCCAUCUUCUUGUUCAAUGAGAAAACAGCAAGCAUUGCAUGAGACUGUUGUAGGCGAUCCAGUUUGUAUUACACUUCAUAUAGCACUAGACUUUCAGUAGUGGUUUUACAUGGAUCCAUUUCUUAACUGCAUUUCACCAUUUGGGAGAUUCCUUUCGUUUCCUCAGUAGGUCAAAACCCUCGAGUCCUACAAUUCCCACGGGCCAAAAGGUCCCACACACCUCAAGGUAAUUGGUGACUGUGCGCUGGACAGACAUAUGAUCUUAUUUGAUACAUCUUGUGGAUCCAUGCCUUUCUGGUAACAGCCAAGCUGUUGUUUUGAGUUGUGAGUGAACUGUAUUGCUGAGCAACCUGGAUCUGAGCAAUAAAGAAUAUUUGAAAGAAA
Molecule: messenger RNA, 7021 nt
Organism: Scophthalmus maximus (turbot)
Lineage: Eukaryota; Metazoa; Chordata; Actinopteri; Pleuronectiformes; Scophthalmidae
Gene: igf2bp2a
Product: insulin-like growth factor 2 mRNA binding protein 2a
Exons: 16
Coding region: 276-2111 (611 amino acids)
Biological process (GO): regulation of gene expression; nervous system development
Cellular component (GO): nucleus; cytosol; cytoplasm
Molecular function (GO): mRNA 3'-UTR binding
Source: RefSeq, a predicted model, not a curated record